Molecule: messenger RNA, 1444 nt
Organism: Tricharina praecox
Lineage: Eukaryota; Fungi; Ascomycota; Pezizomycetes; Pezizales; Pyronemataceae
Exons: 2
Coding region: 179-1327 (382 amino acids)
Source: RefSeq, a predicted model, not a curated record
GGGGAGGAAAGGGAGAAGGGGGAGGGGGAGGGAGGAGAUGGAAGAGUGAUGAGUUGAGUUAUGUAGAGCACUAUACAUCUGGCGCGAGCAGAUAGGGUGUUGGGUCGUCGAACGAGGAGGCGCUCGGUAUGAUACCGUACUGUACUGUGCUAGGGAUGGCUGGUUGGUUGGUUGGACCAUGUUCGCUCUGAUGAUGUCGGGGAUGGGCGGGUGUGAGGUGCUUCGGACUGUCGGACUGUCGGGGAUGAGCGAGCGCGACAUGCUUUGGACUGUCGGAUUGUCUCGGGGAAGGAGACGCGAUCGGAGACCGAGAUGGAGAGGGGGGGCAUCACGAGCACUGGCGAUGGUCACCCUAGUCGCCGGUUCGAUCCGUCGGAUCGGAUUCUCAGAUCAGCGGACGACGUUCGGCCUUUUUUCCUCGGACUCGUUUCCUCGGACUCGUUUCCUCGUCGUCUCGUCUCCUCUUUGUCUCCUCCUCGUCUCCCUCUCCCAACCUUCUCACGCACUUCUCCCUCAUCUCUCUCCCUGCUCUCCCUUCCAAGUUCCGUGUGGCCGAGCAUCUGCAUCCAUAACUGCACGCAUCGCUGGAAGCGGCCUAGCCCCUCCCGAUCGGUCGAACGCAUCCAAUCAGCGCCGCGUGCAUCGUGCAUGGGGGCCAUACCUGCCGCAUUGGUGCGCGCGAGGUUUCGCUGAUCCAGGCGAGGUGCAGUUCUGCUCUGCUCUGCUCUGCUUUGCGGAUGAUGGGACUCGGACUCGGAUUCGGUGUGUGUGGAUGGGUGGUGAUGGAUGGAUGGAUGGGGAAUGGUCGGGAUUCUCGAUGAUCGCAGCAGCAGCAGCAGCAGCAGCAGCAGCAGCAGCAGUCGUGCCCUCCAGGUUAACGAGACCCCCUCUUCCUCGUCCUUCCGAGUUUCCUCCGCGCCGGGAGAGCGAGAGCGGUGAGGGUGAGGCGAGCGUGGUUCGGUGUGUGUGUGCCAGGUGCCUUAAAGAGCCAAGCAUCGCCCACCACCCGUCCGCUCCGCCAAGCGUCUUGGAACACGGACAAGCUUUUUCCCACGCGUCCGAAGCCUACUCUACAUCCAGACGGACAUACCUCGCGCCGCGCCGAGCAAAUUAUUACUCUGCUCAGCCUCGAUUGUCGUUUCCACCACCACCACAACGAUCGUCAACUACCGCUUUCGCUAUCACUAUCGAUCGGUAUCGUCGGGAAGGGGGAAGUGCAGAAUCGUGGAAGCCUGGAGAUACACCUGCUCGAGCUUCGAGAAAGACUGCUCCUUCUACACCGUCGGCCGCUACUCUGCCUGCAGUCUCGGAUGGUUGUCCACCCUGAUCGAAUAACAAAGUAAAGCGAAAUCCCCCGUGAAUAGACCGAGUGAGGGGAUACUUGUUGGCGGCUCCAGCGGUUGCAUGGCGACUCGACGAAGGAACAGAGCAAGCAUACUCUACC